Polyodon spathula (Mississippi paddlefish) is the source of this 2225-nucleotide messenger RNA. Its product is annotated as exocyst complex component 6B-like. The coding region runs from base 496 to 1074 and encodes 192 amino acids. NCBI's taxonomy places the organism in Eukaryota, Metazoa, Chordata, Actinopteri, Acipenseriformes, Polyodontidae. Gene Ontology annotation, cellular component: membrane; exocyst. Gene Ontology annotation, biological process: intracellular protein transport; Golgi to plasma membrane transport; exocytosis. The transcript has 5 exons. The record is from RefSeq and is a predicted model, not a curated record.
UUACCCCGUGAUGCGAUCCACUCUGUGGUUACUCGGGCAUGAGAAGAUGGCGAGUUUGGUGGCAGCGGCGGAGUACGAGCCGAUCCUGCGGGAGCUUGAGAGCACUAAUUCAAUUGUAUCGGGCCCACCCUCAGGUCGGUGUACGAUGGGCAGGAACAUGGAGAAGCUGGAGGGCGGAUCCGCAACCACAACCACGAGAUUGAGAUGUGCAACUUCCACUUCCACUUCGUGGACUCCAUCACGGAGCUGCUGUGAGUGAGGGGCGGGGCCCAGAAACUCAAGCUGCUGAAUACCAUGGAGGAGCUGAAGCAGUGCCGGGAACAGCAGAGAAACAGCGCUGCUACUGUCAACAAGCUAAGCCUCCCAGUUCUAGAGGUGUACAAUAAGCUGCAAGAACAGAUGAAAGCCAAGAAACAUUACCCGGCGCUGAAGACCUUGGAGCAGCUGGAACUCGUCUGACUGCCGCGGGCCAGCCAGUACCGACUCUGCAAGAUCAUGAGUGAGAACAACCCCAAAGUGUACUCCGAGAUCAAGGACUUGUCCAUGUCCGAACUCGACUUCCUGGAGAGCAUCCUAAAGCACUUGGACAAGAUCAUGAGCAAGAACAUCCCCAAAGUGCACUCUGAGAUCAAGGACUUGUCCAUGUCCGAACUCGACUUCCUGGAGAGCAUCCUAAAGCACUUGGACAAGAUCAUGAGCAAGAACAUCCCCAAAGUGCACUCUGAGAUCAAGGACCUGUCCAUGUCCGAACUCGACUUCCUCGAGAGCAUCCUAAAGCACUUGGACAAGAUCAUGAGCAAGAACAUCCCCAAAGUGCACUCUCAGAUCAAGGACCUGUCCAUGUCCGAACUCGACUUCCUGGAGAGCAUCCAAAAGCACUUGGACAAGAUCAUGAGCAAGAACAUCCCCAAAGUGCACUCUGAGAUCAAGGACCUGUCCAUGUCCGAACUCGACUUCCUGGAGAGCAUCCAAAAGCACUUGGACAAGAUCGGUGAGGCCUCCAUGAAACAGGUACAUCUGAACCAGAGGAGGUCAUUGAGCCCAUCCGUGCUCGCUUCGGUUCCCAGUAGCUGAUUUGUCACGGAGCUUUGUGUGGUCGCUUCUUGAAGGAUACUUGUGACGGUGUCCUAUUUCUUACCCACCCUCUCCUACCUGCCUAAGUCUGUCUCCACUCAAUUAAAAAUCAUGCUCUCUGGUCCUGGUCUCUGCUUUGCUUAGCAUGCUGCCUAGGAUUUUUAAAUCCACAGUUCAGUUAACUUCUGUACCACUGUUCCUCCUAAUAAUUUGUGGAGGGCCACUUUGAUAAGUACAAAACUGGGAAAACUAUGAACACCCCCCGAACUGUGAACAAUAAAGCUCUGGUAAUCUUUCCUGCCUGUCCCUCACGGCUGCCUGUCUGUGCCUGAUACUCACCCCCAAUGAAGAUAACAUGUACAGCACAGGACAAGGGCCCUCAAAUUGCAAAGGUAGCAGUUGUCAGCUGUUUUCUCCUGUUGUCCAGUGCCACGGUGGUACAGUUUCUAGCAUGCUGGUAACACCAAGCCACCAUGCAGCCUGCUUUGUUCUUCUCCCUGACCCCAAGACCUUUCCUCUCAUUGGCAACACACAGGGCCCUGACAUUUCCAGCGGUUCAGCCAAAGUUGAAGGAUAAUUACUUGGAGGAGCAGCGGUGGGGAUGGUAUGCAUUGCAAGCUUUUUUUCAUUCCCCUUCUGGUACAGAUUUCAAGGCAUGUGUUAAACCUCUCUCUGAUGCUGAUUAAACUGGAGGGCCCCAGGGAGAACUGGCACGAGCCCUGAAAAAGGCAUCUGUGAAGGGGCUUGUAAAAAAUAAAAAUAAAAUAAUAAAUAAACUUCAUAAUAGCUGCGCAGGGAGGAAAUGUCUCCCCUUAAUUUUAAUUCCUUUAUCUGCUGUCCUGUAGAAAGCUCACAGCGAAAACCUGGUCAGAACCCGUUUUUUUUUUGUUUUGUUUGUUUUGUUUUAAAUGUAUUUAUUUAUUGUUUUUUCCUUUUGUUUAUUUUUCUCACAGUUUCCAAUUUCUAGAUUAUUCCAACACGUUUUGUAGCUGAAGGCACUAAAGUCUGCUGGCCAGCAGAUCAUUGCAUAGAUUAUUAACCCAUUGUUACCCAUUGGCCCCAGAGAAUUUAGUCAAGGAUGCAAAUGUGUGGCGUGUAAAACACAGCAAAGGAAUUGAUUUUACUCCAUAAUAAACAUUCAAUGUCCUGUU